UCGUCAUGUGGAUGUCAAACAGCCCAAACUAACAGGGUCAAAAUCUCCUCCUGUUAAAAAACCUUCCAGGAUAUCUACACCGGGGGGAGGUUUUUGACUGUCUUCACGCCGCUGUAGAGGUUUUCUCCUGCCGGUUGCUAGGAGUGAUGGCGGACGGGGAAAGGUCGCCGUUGCUGUCCGAGCAACACGACGGGACGAAUGGCUUCUCUCCUGGAGGAAGCUCGUAUGGAUAUCCAUCAAAACCUCAAAGUUUGGCGCCGUUGCCCAGCGCGGCAGUGGUGCCUGGCGAAGCUCCGCCCCCUUACUCACCACAGGGAAGCCCGGACAGCAGCAGCGCUCCAGUCAUCAGCUGCCGAGUCUGUCAGAGCGCCAUAUCGGUGGAGGGCAAAACACACCAGCACGUGGUGAAGUGCAGCAUCUGCAACGAAGCUACGCCGAUAAAGAACGCCCCCGUCGGGAAAAAGUACGUCCGCUGUCCUUGCAACUGUCUUCUGAUCUGCAAAGUCACGUCGCAGAGGAUCGCCUGUCCAAGACCGUACUGUAAACGCAUCAUCAACUUGGGACCAGUCCACAUUGGCAGGGACAGUCCUGAACCGCAGCAUCAGCCCGUCGGCAUUAGAGUCAUCUGUGGACACUGCUCCAACACGUUCCUGUGGACAGAGUUUUCAGACCGAACUUUGGCGAGAUGUCCACACUGCCGAAAAGUUUCAUCUAUUGGUCGACGGUACCCCAGGAGGAGGAGCCUGCUUUGCUUCCUGCUCUUCGUAGUGCUCGCCGCUUCCACUGCAGGACUUAUGGUCGGUACAUGGACGCCCGCCGAGAGCUCUAAAGGGAUCUACGUGUCGUGGGUGCUGCUGAUCGUGCUCGCUCUGUUCGCCAUGAUGAGAACCAUCUACUGGAGGUGUCUGAAAAUCAGCGAGCCCAUAUCCAACAUCACGUAGAGGGAGACGCAAGAAGAGGGAAUACAAGGAAGGAAGGAAGGAAG
This is a messenger RNA of Scomber japonicus (chub mackerel), 985 nucleotides long. Its product is annotated as type I phosphatidylinositol 4,5-bisphosphate 4-phosphatase-B-like. The record is from RefSeq and is a predicted model, not a curated record. Gene Ontology annotation, molecular function: phosphatidylinositol-4,5-bisphosphate 4-phosphatase activity. NCBI's taxonomy places the organism in Eukaryota, Metazoa, Chordata, Actinopteri, Scombriformes, Scombridae. Gene Ontology annotation, cellular component: phagocytic vesicle membrane; lysosomal membrane; late endosome membrane. The coding region runs from base 147 to 941 and encodes 264 amino acids. The transcript is spliced from 7 exons. Gene Ontology annotation, biological process: phosphatidylinositol dephosphorylation.